Messenger RNA from Centrocercus urophasianus (Greater sage-grouse), 3670 nucleotides. It is a transcript of the gene SLC20A2, whose product is annotated as solute carrier family 20 member 2. The record is from RefSeq and is a predicted model, not a curated record. Gene Ontology annotation, molecular function: phosphate transmembrane transporter activity. Bases 395 to 2353 code for a protein of 652 amino acids. Gene Ontology annotation, cellular component: membrane. Lineage: Eukaryota; Metazoa; Chordata; Aves; Galliformes; Phasianidae. The transcript is spliced from 11 exons. Gene Ontology annotation, biological process: phosphate ion transmembrane transport.
UGCCCACCCCCAGCAGAAUUCUUUGCUUAAGAGGAGGCAGAUUUCCACCUCCUGAACACGGCUCUGGACUCGUGCUGAUGCUUCUCGGAGCUGUCUUGAGGGCUCCCCUGUGCUGGAGGGAAUUCUAUCCGAGGACUGCCUGUGACAGGACACCACUGCUGUACCAGUUUGGGAGCAAAAUAUGGAAUGUUCUUCACUGCUGACUGAGCGCAGGCAAAUGAACAGUAUUUAUAGUAGUGUGAAAAUCGGCAGUUAGCAGUUUGUUCACAUUCUAACACUACCAGAGAGAACUCAUUGUUUACAAGAAAUCUGCUUUCCAAAUCCGUUACGGUUCCCUCCAGCCUUGACUAUUAACUAUUUGCAAAGGGGAAACGGAUCUACGCUUUGGGGAAAGAUGGCAAUGGAAGAGUACCUGUGGAUGGUCAUUGUGGGUUUUAUCAUUGCUUUUAUUUUAGCAUUUUCAGUGGGUGCAAAUGAUGUUGCCAAUUCUUUCGGAACUGCCGUGGGCUCUGGUGUAGUGACUUUGCGCCAGGCUUGCAUUUUGGCUUCAGUUUUUGAAACUACUGGCUCGGUACUGCUGGGAGCAAAAGUAGGAGAGACGAUUCGGAAAGGUAUAAUCGAUGUUAACCUGUACAACGACACUGUGCCGCUGCUGAUGGCAGGAGAAGUCAGCGCGAUGGUUGGUUCUGCUGUUUGGCAGCUGAUUGCAUCUUUCUUGAAACUCCCAAUAUCGGGGACCCAUUGCAUUGUAGGUGCUACUAUUGGAUUUUCACUCGUUGCAAUUGGCACACAGGGAGUUCAGUGGAUGCAGCUUGUCAAGAUUGUUGCCUCUUGGUUUAUUUCCCCUCUGUUGUCUGGCUUGAUGUCUGGAGUACUUUUUGUGUUGAUUAGAUUCUUCAUUCUAAAGAAGGAAGACCCUGUGCCCAAUGGUCUUCGUGCACUUCCAGUUUUCUAUGCUGCUACCAUUGCUAUUAACGUGUUCUCCAUCAUGUACACGGGGGCACCAGUACUUGGGCUGGUACUGCCAAUGUGGGCUAUUGCUCUGAUAUCACUCGGCGUGUCCUUAGUAUUUGCUGUCUUAGUUUGGAUUUUUGUAUGCCCCUGGAUGAAAAGAAAAAUAGAAAGCCGGUUAAAGAAAGAUGCUGCGCUGUCAAGGAUAUCAGAUGAAAGUCUUGAUAAAAUUCAAGAUGAAGAAACACCAGUCUUUAAAGAGCUUCCCGGUGCCAAAGUGUCUGAUGAGAGCUCAGUUCCCCUCACUGGCUCAGUAACAGAAGCUGCUGGGGCAUCAGAUACUAUUGCAAAUGGAAACCAUCCACGUGUACCUUAUGGAAGGGCCUUUUCUAUGACGCACACCUCUGUGAAAUCCCCUGUCUCUAAUGGCACUUUCAGCUUUGACGGCCAGGUGAGGAGUGAUGGCCAUGUCUAUCACACUGUGCACAAAGACUCAGGUUUAUACAAAGACUUGCUACACAAAAUGCACCUGGACAGGUCCACUGAUGAGAAGCCUGCUCAAGAAAACAACUACAAACUGUUACGACGCAACAAUAGCUAUACCUGCUAUACAGCUGCUAUCUGUGGCAUGCCUGUGCAUUCCUCAUUUAAGGCAGCAGAUACAUCGACUCCCGAGGACAGUGAGAAGUUAGUAGGAGACACGGUGUCCUACUCUAAGAAACGAGUUCGCUAUGACAGCUACUCCAGCUAUUGCAACGCAGUGGCUGAGGCAGAAAUUGAGGCGGAGGAGGGUGGAGUGGAAAUGAAGUUGGCCUCUGAACUCGCAGAUUCUAACAGGCCCCCAGAAGAUCCUGUGGAAGAGGACAAGGAAGAGAAGGACACGUCUCAGGUCCAUCUGCUUUUCCACUUCCUCCAGAUCUUAACAGCCUGUUUUGGAUCCUUUGCCCAUGGAGGGAAUGAUGUCAGUAAUGCAAUUGGUCCCCUUGUUGCACUCUGGCUAAUCUAUGAACAAGGUGGUGUCAUGCAAGAAGCAUCAACUCCUGUCUGGCUGCUGUUUUAUGGAGGGGUUGGGAUCUGCGUGGGUCUCUGGGUCUGGGGCAGAAGAGUUAUCCAGACUAUGGGUAAAGACCUCACUCCAAUCACACCCUCAAGUGGAUUCACUAUUGAGUUGGCUUCGGCGUUCACAGUUGUGGUAGCUUCCAAUGUUGGACUUCCUGUCAGUACUACACACUGCAAGGUGGGCUCCGUGGUGGCCGUCGGCUGGAUCCGCUCCAAGAAAGCUGUUGACUGGCGUCUCUUCCGCAACAUCUUCCUUGCCUGGUUUGUGACUGUCCCGGUGGCUGGCUUGUUCAGUGCAGGGGUAAUGGCACUGCUGAUGUAUGGUAUCCUACCUUACGUCUGAAGAGCCACAAACAGGGGAAGUAGCCAAGCUAGGAUUUAGGGAAGAAGUGUUCCCAUGAAAGGACCGGUCGGAGAGAAUCCAUCUUCCAUAUCUAACUUCUUAUCUACUGUACAUAACAAUGUGUCAUAUUGGUGACAUGGUGAUGUGGUGCCAUUUCUUAUGUAUUAAAUAAAUAUAUAUGCAUAUAGUAGGUAACAAUACCUAAGUUAUAUUAUUAGUGGGGUGAAAAUAAUUGCCUAGAAUUUAAUAUUUAGAAAAAAAAAUUGUACAUAGUGUAUCAUUUUGGUGGCAAUUUUUUAAUCUUUUGAAGAGAAGUAUGGAUUAGGAAAUGUUUCUUGUCCAUUUGAUAUAAGAAGCGAGGUACAGGACUGCGUAACACAUGAAUUUUUUUAAAGCUACUAAGAUACUGGAACAAAAUGUGCAUAAAGUGCUUUUCAUAAGAUAACUGUUCAUAUCAUAUUGAUCUUGGUGUAUCAUAGCAUAAUGGUUAUGGCUUUGUAAAUACUUACAAACAGUAACUCUUAAAUGGUGCAUUUCCCUUAUAUAUUUUGGAUAAGAAAGUUUAGGAAGUACCAAAGAAGCAGGGGAAUUGCUUGCCAAUAGUACAUUCUUGUCUACACGUGUGAAUGUGUGUUGUGUUUCUUCACCUCUAAUUUAACACUAUUUUCACCAAGCUACCAAUAGCCAGGCUCUUCCCAUCUUAAUGUAAUUAAAAACAAAAACAAAACAAAAAAGCACACAAAAAAGUUUGUUCUACUUGUUGUUGCUUAGUAGGCAGAACACUGUUGUCCACGCUAGCUGGCAGUCCACUGACUUUGUUUUGUGAAGUGUCUCACUUCUUAGUUUCCACCUUUCCCUCAAGCCCCUGUCCCAUUGCCCUGCCAUCAUUCUCAGUGCCAGCACAGACCAUCAGUCUUCUCUAUCUCUGUCCAGUGAGCCAUGGCUGCCUGCCUUCUGGUACAGGAGUGGGGCUGCCUGGCAUGACUGUGGGGCCACAAAACCCACUCAGCCCCACUCUUAUGGCUGGGGGCUUUGGCUGUUGGUGGCCAGCACUCGGGAUGCAAUUCCUCAUGGCAGCUCAGGGGACUUGAUGCAGGAGGUGGUGAACUAAUCCCUGCACAGCUUCGGGAAGCACACUUGGGUGAAGGUUACUGUUUGGUGGGUGGGAGGCAAAGGGCAAGGGGUGUCUGGAAGAGGUUUGGGAAUCUCUUACUGUUUAAAUGCUGCUAAAAUUUUGAUAAACGGUCUUGGUACUCCAUUGUGACUUUUCCAUUGGUCAUUCAUACUAAAUUUAUAAUAAAAGAUAAACAGCCCCAA